Hordeum vulgare subsp. vulgare (domesticated barley) is the source of this 1983-nucleotide messenger RNA. Its product is annotated as protein NRT1/ PTR FAMILY 2.11-like. The record is from RefSeq and is a predicted model, not a curated record. The coding region runs from base 78 to 1880 and encodes 600 amino acids. Gene Ontology annotation, biological process: transmembrane transport. The transcript is spliced from 2 exons. Gene Ontology annotation, molecular function: transmembrane transporter activity. Gene Ontology annotation, cellular component: plasma membrane. NCBI's taxonomy places the organism in Eukaryota, Viridiplantae, Streptophyta, Magnoliopsida, Poales, Poaceae.
GCAGCUACCCACGCUCGCACAGUCGCACCUACUGCAGCUUGCCACCUACCUCCAGUUUCAGUCUAGCUGCUUGCUGUAUGUGCGGGAUGGACGCCGCUAACCCUGAUCUGCCGAAGCAGGAGGAGCAGGAUCAUGGCAAUGGCAUCAGCAUAGAGAAGAUGACCGGCGAAUCGCCGGGGGACGCCGUCCACAACUACCGCGGAUGGAAGGCCAUGCCUUACGUCAUAGGGAACGAGACUUUUGAGAAGCUUGGCACGAUUGGGACGCUAUCGAACUUGCUGGUGUACCUGACAGCGGUGUACCACAUGAAGAGCGUCAAUGCCGCCACCCUCCUCAAUUUCUUCACCGGCAGCUGCAACCUCGCCACCGUCCUGGGCGCCUUCGUCAGCGACACCUAUGUUGGCCGCUACACCACCCUAGCGGCCGCCACCAUCGCCUCCUUCAUCGGCAUGGUCCUGCUCACCCUCACUGCCGCACUGCACUCUCUCCACCCUCCUGCCUGCAUCUCCAAAGGCCAGUGUGAGAGCCCCAUCCCCUCCCAGCUGGCCGUGCUCCUUCUGUCCUUCUUCUUCCUCGUCAUCGGCGCCGGCGGCAUCCGCCCGUGCAACUUGGCAUUCGGGGCUGACCAGUUCGAUCCACAUACCGCCGAUGGACGACGUGGCAUGACUAGCUUCUUCAACUGGUACUACUUCACCUACACCAUCGCCAUGAUGGUCUCUGCCACUGUCAUCAUCUACCUCCAGAGCGAUGUCAGCUGGGCGUUGGGUCUCGCCGUGCCUGCAGUGCUCAUGGGCCUCUCAUGCGCCGUCUUCUUCAUGGGCACACGCCUCUACGUGCGCAUCAGCCCUGAGGGCAGCCCGUUCACCAGCUUUACACAGGUCGUCGUUGCUGCCCUCCGCAAGCGCCACCUCCGACCAGAUCGCAACACUGCCGAGCUGUUUGACCCGCCGCACAGGAGCAAGCUCGUCUCCAAGCUGGCAUACACUGACCAGUUUACCUGGCUCGACAAGGCGGCCAUGGAGACCACUGAGGACGUUGCCUGCUCCAAUGGAAAGACAUUGGUAGACCCAUGGCGGUUGUGCACUAUGCAACAGGUGGAGGAGGUGAAAUGCCUAGCGCGUGUCAUCCCGGUAUGGUCAUCGGGGAUUGUAUACUUCGUGGUGAUCACUCAGUUAGGCACCUACAUUGUGUUCCAGGCGGCGCAGACUGAUCGCCGGAUCAGCAACUCCGCCAGCUUCGAGAUCCCUCAGGGCUCCUUCGUCGUCUUCCAAAUGCUCGCCCUCACACUCUGGAUCCCGGUGUACGACCGGUUGGUGGUGCCGGCGCUCCAGCGUUUCACUAAGCGCGAAGGAGGCAUCACCCAGCUGGAGCGGAUCGGCGUUGGGUUGGUGCUCUCUGUGGUGACGAUGCUGGUGUCUGCAGCGGUGGAGCACCGCCGGCGCCGGACGGCGGCUAUGAUGUCGUGCUUCUGGCUGGUACCACAACAGCUGUUGGUAGGGCUAUCGGAGGCGUUCACAGUCGUUGGGCUGACCGAGUUCUACUAUAGGCAGUUCCCGGAGAACAUGAAGAGCGUGGCCGGGGCGCUCUUCUUCCUGGGUGUCGCGGUGGCGAGCUUUGCCAGCGGGCUCAUGGUGACAGUGGUGCACCGGGUGACGAGGAGACGGGACGGGCGGCCGGACUGGCUGGCGCAGGACCUGGACGAGGGAAGGGUCGACUUGUUCUACCUCGUCACUGCCGCCAUCGCCGCCGCCAACCUCGUCUACUUCGUGGCCUGCGCACGGUGGUACAGGUUCAAGAAGUCCGAUGGUGAUGUCAACGCUGGCAAUGAUGCCGAGCUUGACGAAAGCUCAAAGAAGGCUGCGAGUGCGGCGCCGGUUUAGUUCAAUCUAUCAUUUUAUGCAUAGAUUGAUAGAUUAUUGGACAGUUAUCUAUGUAUGAGUGUUGAUCCUCGGGAAUCAACAUGCACCAUAGAGCUAUAGAGCU